AUGUGGCAUGCAUUUUUCUACCGGCUCGAGAGGCUUCAUGGACUCAAUGUAUCUAAUGCCCAGCAUCUUUGGCUAUUACAUGAGCUGUUCCUCGGACAGAUCGAGUCUGACUGCAACACAUUUCAAGCUGAAUGGAAUGUACACCCUAUCUCUGGAGAAGGACAUGAUCAGAGCCUGAAUGAUAUGAGGCUUAUGGGCCAGCUCAAGCAUGGACUAUAUGCUGACAAUUGUGAAGGAGUCCAUCCUGAUAUCAUCAGACAAUAUUAUGGAACUGCAGGAAGGCCUAUUCAUUGUGCACCCCAUCAAACUGGAGCAGGUCACCCCUCAGAUGAGGUAUACUCAGCUUCUGGAUCUACUGAUGGAGAAUCAGAUGGUGAAGAAUCAGAAGAGGAAUGGGAAGAUAUUAAUGAUGCAGAGGACAUUGGUACAGAAGAUCUACAAGAGCUUCCCCAGCUUAUUGCUGCAGAUCAUGAUGCCCAUUUUCACCAUAAGCCUGUCUGUGUCCUGAAACAUGCCAGUCCUUUUUGCUCUGCUACUCUUUAUGACACCUUUCAUCAAGCCCUUGAUCAAGUAUGA
Suillus subaureus is the source of this 576-nucleotide messenger RNA. RefSeq lists its product as uncharacterized. Lineage: Eukaryota; Fungi; Basidiomycota; Agaricomycetes; Boletales; Suillaceae. The transcript has 2 exons. The record is from RefSeq and is a predicted model, not a curated record. Bases 1 to 576 code for a protein of 191 amino acids.